AUGUUACCAUUUGUUCCUUCAACAUUGGAUCUUGUUCGGCUCAAUACUAAAUGGCAAGAACAACUGAAAAUCGAAAGAGAACGAGUUAGACGAAAUUUAAUCACUGGUAAAAAUUAUAGAACAGAUAACAACUCAAAUAAUGACGAUAUGGAAGAUACAGUUGUAACACUGAUAAAUUCAACUAGUUCAAAUAUAGACAUGUCUCAUAAUUAUAACUCGAUUCUUCCAGUUGCGUCAGUAAUAAGUACAACAUACUGUAAUCAAAAGACCAUUGUUGAUCAAUAUACACUAAACAGAGAGCAAAGAGCUGCAUUUAUGAUAAUAACAAAUCAUCUGGAUGGUGACAGACAGCCACAUGCAGGCAAUAAAAAUGGUCAACUCAUCAUGUGUAUACCAGGAUGUGGUGGUACAGGAAAAUCCCAACUUAUUCGUGCUAUUACUGAAUAUUUUGUUAUUACAAACAGAAUACAAAAGAUGCGAAAGCUAGCACCCACUGGAAUUGCAGCCGUUGAAAUUGGUGGUAUGACUAUCCAUUCAUUUUUAGACGAACAACGCAAUUCUGGAAAGCCAAGAACUAUUAAACCAGGUGACUUAAAACUUGAAAAAGAGUGGACACUUGUAGAAUAUCUCUGGAUUGAUGAAAUCAGUAUGGUUGGUUUGACUUUAUUGGGAAAACUCAACCGAAUUCUUUGUGCCGCUAAACAUGUCGAUUCGUUUACGAUGCCCCAUUAUACACUGACUUUUCCUCAGAAAACAAAACGAAAUUUAAUAAAUUACCUUCUGAAAAAGAAAUCCAACAACGUGUUACCCGUUCGUUAA
Molecule: messenger RNA, 819 nt
Organism: Adineta ricciae
Lineage: Eukaryota; Metazoa; Rotifera; Eurotatoria; Adinetida; Adinetidae
Source: the annotation of a GenBank genome assembly